Molecule: messenger RNA, 3323 nt
Organism: Ichthyophthirius multifiliis
Lineage: Eukaryota; Ciliophora; Oligohymenophorea; Hymenostomatida
Product: ubiquitin-activating enzyme e1, putative
Exons: 16
Biological process (GO): protein sumoylation
Cellular component (GO): cytoplasm; SUMO activating enzyme complex
Molecular function (GO): SUMO activating enzyme activity
Source: RefSeq, a predicted model, not a curated record
AUGGAAAAAGAAUAUGAUAAUAAUAUUGAAAAUUCUUAAAAUAAAGAAAAUUUUAAUUAAGAUAUUUCAAUGUUUGGAAAUUAAGUAGUAUAAAAGUUGAAGAAAUUACAUAUAUUAAUAUAUGGUUUAAAAAAACUAGGUACAGAAAUAGCAAAAAAUGCCAUCUUUUUUACUGUAGAGCAUAUUAAAUUGUACGAUAAAGACAUAAAUUUAUCAAAGUCAGUCCAAUAAACAUUAUAAAGUAUUUCAAAAAGUAGUAAAAUAAGCAUAAUAGAAGAUUUUUAAAUCGAAUAAAUAAUAAAAAAUAUUAAUAUUAUAAUAAUAACAGAAAUCCUUCCUUUAUCUUAAUAUAUACAAAUCAAUUAAUUAUGCAGAUAGAAUAAUAUCGGGUUUAUUCUUGCAUGUAAUUUUGGUUUAUUUGCAACUGCUUUUGUUGAUUUUGGUUUAAAUUAUAAACUCUAUGAUAGAAACGGUGAAGAUAUUUAUCCUUUUAUGAUAUAAAAUAUCACUAAAUCAAAUCCAGGAGAAGUUACUUUAGUAAAUUAAUAACCUCAUAAAUUUUUUACAGGUGAUUUUGUAUGUAUUACUGAAGUCGAAGGAAUGUAUGAGAUUAAUGGUUAAGAACCAAGACCGAUAAAAGUAUUAGACAAAUAUUCAUUUACAAUUGAAGAUACUUCUCAUUUUUAAAAAUAUACAAAAGGAGGUUUCGCUUAAUUAGUUAAAGUACCAAAGAGGUUAAAGUUUGAAAGUUUAAAGACUAUUUUGGACUAUAAUAAGUAAAAUAUUACUCCUAUAUCUAAUAAAGAAUAUAAAUAUUCGAAAAUGUUACAUUAUUUUUGGAAAGCUCUUUUAAAUUAUUUCGAAAAAUACGAAAAAUUACCAUCUCUUUUAUGCGAAGGUGAGGAACUUUAAAAUUUCAUAGAUCUUUAUGAAAAUAAAGAAGAAGUAAAUAUAAAAUUGGUAGAAGAGUUAUGCAAAUAUUGCACAUUAGAAUUCUAUCCAAUGUCGACUUUUUGGGCAUCUGUUAUUUCUAAAGAAAUACUAUCUUUUUGUGGAAAAUAUGAACCUAUUUUUUAAAUUGUACAUCUUGAUUUUCUUGAAUGUAAAUCAAAAGAUAAUAUUAGCUUUUAAGAUAUUAAAUAAUAUUAAGAUGACCCUUUUUUUGAAUAAAUAGCACUUAUAGGUAUAGAAGCUUAAAAAAGAAUUUAAAAUUAUAAAAUUGCUCUUUUUGGAGCUGGUUCUAAUGGUUGCGAAAUGGCUAGAAAUUUAAUUAAUAUGGGAGCAUGUACUGAUGAUUAAGGUGUUUUGAAAGUGAUUGAUUAAGGAAUUUUUAAGAAAUUUAAUUUAAAUCAUCAUUAAUGGAUAACGGAAUCUUCUUUAAAUCAAAUUAAAGUUGACAUUGUAGAAAAAAAUAUAUUAAAUAUAAAUAAAAAUGCUAAUGUUCUUAAAAUUAAUAAAAACGCAGAUAAGUCUUCUGAUAUUUAUUUAGGAGAUAUAUUUUGGAAAAAUCUCGAUAUUAUAAUUAAUUGUACAGAUAAAAUAUUUGUUAAAUAAUAUUUAUAAGAUAAAUCUUUAUGGUUUGAUAAAAUUUUAAUUGAUUAAUCUUUAAAUGGAUUAAAAGGAAAUAUUCAUUUAUCUAUUCCUGAUAAUACAUAACCUUUAAAUAUCUAAAAAAUUAAUUAUUCUUCUGGAAAAUAUGAUUUUGAUAAAGACGUAAUACAAAAAUUUCCUUAUUUACCUAUUCAUAGCAUUAUUUGGGCUAAAGAGUUAUUUGAUUAAAUAUUUGUUGAGAAUUUUAGAGAUCUAAAAUAAUAUUUAUAGCAUCCUUAAUAAUAUAUAAAUUAGUAUAAAAAUCUAUUCAAAACAAAUACUAAUUUUUAAAUGAAAAUGUAAUUUAACGAUAAAAUUGUAUAAUUAUUAAAACAAAAUAUGCCUAACGAAAAAUAUGAAGAUGAAUAAUUUUGGGUUGGUUAUAAAAGGAUUCCUUAAAUAUUUUAAUAUUCAAGUAGCAAUCGAUAAAUAGUUUAAUUUAUAACAUCAACAACAAAAAUGUUUGUAAAUAUGUUUAAUUUGGAAACAACUGAGGAAGAUAUGAGAGAAGAAAAUUUAAUUAAAAUUUUAGAAAAAUAUUAUACAGGAGAUUUUGAAUAACAAAGAUUUUGGAUAAAAUUAAUAGAAGAUAAUUAAGACUUAAUAAUAGAUUAACUUAUAUAAGAUUGUUCUAAACCAGAAACUUAACUUUAACUUAAUUUGACUUUAUUUGAUAGUGAUGAUGAUUUUUUUAGAGAAAAAUAUAUUGAAUUUUUAGAAAGUGCAUCUAAUUUAAGAUGUGCUUAAUAUGGUUUGUAAAAAAUAUAGAAAUAUAAAGUAGAAAAUAUAGCGUUUGAAAUGAAUAGAAGAUCUCUUUUUACUUAAUCUAUUAUCACAAGUGUAGCAUCAAUGUAAUUAUACAUGCUUGCAAUGCAAAAAGAUUUAAAAGAUUUAAGAAAUUUUUAGUUUGAUCUUACAUAAAAUUAAUUUUAUUUUUACACACCGUAAGAAGCUUUAAUAAAAGAAAUAAAUCCUGAAUAUUAAGCCUACAUUCCUUAACUUUGGUAAAAUAAUCCUAUUGAUUCUUGUGAUAAUUGCCAAGUUCUUAAAAUGAAUCCUUUUGAAGCUUAUGAACAUGAAUCUGGACAAUAAUUGCCUGAAAGCGAAUAAUAAGAAGAAGAAAUUUAUGAACAAGAAUAUGAAAUAUAUUAAUAAGAAAUAUAAGAAAAAGAAGAAGAAUACAAUCAAGAAGAUUAAAAUGAUGAUUAGAUAGAAGAAUUUAAUACAGAAUAAGCAGAAUAAACCACAUAAGACGAAAAUUAAUAUUUAUUAAUAGAAACAGAUAGAGAAUAUCUUAGAUUAAAUAAAUGGAAUUAAAAAGAAUAUAGAAUAAAAUAUACGAAUGGAGAUUUAUAUGAAGGAGAAUAUGAUGAUAAUAAUAAUGUAAAAGACGGUUGGGGUUGCUAUUAUUAUUAGACAGGAGAAAAAUAUGAAGGAUUUUUUGAAGAUGAUAUAAUAAAUGGAUUUGGAAGAUAUUGGUUUUUAGGAGGACAUAAAUAUGAAGGAGAUUGGAAAAAUGGAAAGAAACACGGUGUAGGAUUACUGGAAUUCAAUAAAGGAGAUAGAUAUUUCGGAGAUUUUAUAAAUGAUCUUUUUGAUGGAUAAGGAGAAUAUACUUAAAGUAAUAAAAAUAAAUAUGAAGGAAAUUUUAAAAAUGGAUUGAGACAUGGAAGGGGAACCUAAAAUGAAAGUAAUGGAAGAAAAAUAAUUGGGGAAUGGAAAAGAGGAGAAUU